ACUGCAGCUUUUGGUCGUUUACGAAAAUGACAUUAUUGGGUAAAAAAGUUUAAAGGUCUCGUUAUAGAUUACAAAAAACAUCAACAAUUGACUUUGUAUUGUUUCAUUCGUGCGCUCACAAUGUGAAAAUGGAUACUAUGCCUAGAAACCCAAAUCUAAACGGAAAAGUGUGGUUAUAUUUUACUGACAAGUUAGACAAGAGUUCUGUGGUUUAAAUAAACUUGUAUCGAUGCGUGGUUAUAGAUCGGUAAAUGGCUUAGAUAAAGGUUCGAAAAUGGGCCUAUUCGGCUCUAAAGAAGAUAACAAAGAAUCAACUUCAGACGAUGCUACCAAACCAGAUUCACCUGAUCGUUAUGCACCUUAUUCUAUUGACAGUGACUCUGAAACCUAUGAUACCGAAGCUCUAAGCAUUAUGGACAUUAACGAUAUUAUUGGAGUGCAAACUGGACAAGCAGCUGAAUCUACUCUGGAUAGUGAGAUCGCUGCUCUUUCGGAGAUCAUUACCGAUUCUGGAGCUGAAACUAGCUGUAGUACAACUACGGAAAUACCUGGCAAGAAAUUUGAUACUAAAGUGAAUAAGAACACGUUGGAGAAAUUUGCUUCAUCAUCGGCUGGAAUCUCUACAAUAAGUGACACUGUAGAAAGUUACGACAAACACUCACCAUCAAGUAGGACUGUAAAAGAAAUCAUUGAAAAAGAAGAUGUUGACAAAUGUGUAUUCGAGAGCAUUACCUUUCUUGAGAAUGUAAAUAAAAAAGAGUCUUCACAAGAAAUGAUAUCUACAACUAAAUUGAUAGAUAUAUCUUCUACCGUGGAACAGAAUAAUGAGAAUAUUACAACAACCACAGAGUCAGAAAAUAUCGGUACAAGAGAACGUUCAACCCCCUGCACUGAAGAAGUUCAAACAUCAUGUGAUAUUGAAUCCAUGGAAAAAACCACAGCUCUUCUAGAAGAUAAAAAUGUAGAGGAUAGUCAUUUCGAAGCCAGUAGUGUAAUUGGAUCUGAAAAUGCUGCAACAGAAAUGGUGAGCGACCCUAUUUCUAAAGAAGAAUCACAUUCAUCAAGUAACGUAUUAGAAACCGCUACGAUAAAUUUAGACAAUAAAAAAAUGGGAAUGAAUGAGAACAUAAUAAAACAUGAAAAUAUUCCUGUUGUUGCAAAAAGUCAUUCAGAAAAUCAUACUCAUGUAAUACCAGAAGUUGCAGAACCUUUUGUUGAUAGUAAUUUAGAGGAUGAAGAAGCUCAGGCUAUUUCAGAGGAAAAAUCAACACACAUACUAACAAAUGUGGGAAGUAUUUCAAAGAGCUUACAACUCAUUGGAGAAGCUUACAUUUCCGAAGAUUCUCAGGAAGUUGAUGAAACAGAUGAGCCUCCAGCUAGGGAAGUUGCUUCACUUGCAUUAGAUAUUUCCAAGAACCAAACAGUAAUUGUGGAAAAAGCUGACAUACCUCAGCCAGAAGAUAGCUCCGAUAAUGCUUCAACUGAAGAUUUGAUGAGCAAAACACUCAAGUUCGAUGCUACAAAUAAACCUGAGAAUAUAGAUGAAAGAUGCAAUCUGGGUGAUGAGAAGAUUAAACCCAUUGAAGAACCAGAACAAUCUGUUAGUACGAUGAACAUUUUCUCUAAUCUACAAAUCCUCAACGAGAACAAUGACAAAAAUCAAGCAACAAAAUAUAAAUCAACAGAGGUCUUAAAUCUGGAUGACAAAAAUAUGGAUAUGGAGCUUGUUGUAGAAACAUCUCUACCGCCAGCUAGCCCUAUUGUCAAUACCAUUAAUAUAUUAAAGACUCCAAUCGAGGAAGAUACAGCUGCAGAGAAGGAAGAUUCAACUACAAAUGAGGAAGAUUCAGCUGCAAACGAGGAAACGCCUUUGCCCCAAAUUGAACACAUGAAAGAUAGUCCUUUGAAAUUAGAAAUAGAUGUAGCAGAGAUGGAACCAGAAGAAUCAAAUGAUAGCCCUAAAAAACUCGAAGAAAUUAUUGCUGAAGAACCAGAUAUAUCAGAUGAAAAAAGUGUAAAUCCCGAAUCCUGUGAUGAGUUAUCAAAUCCAUGCAUCGAGAACAUUGCACAAGCAAAUUCUUCGAUAAAAAGUAUCGAAAUUCUGGAGACCACAGAAACUUCUGGCAUCGUACCAAUCGACAUGAAUAUUGAAGUCUCAACUGCAACAGAGGCUGACUUGGAUCUCGAAAGCAAAAUUGACAAAGUUGCAGUAGAAGAUUGCAUUGCUCCAAAUACCCAACCUCAAUCCAAUUCUGAAAAUGAUUCAUCUUCACUUAUUGCCAAAUCUGUUAAAGAAGGUCCCAAAUCUCUCAUUCAACCAGUCGAAAGGAGCAGCGAUAUUGAGGUCUCAGAUGUUCCAUCUCCUGCUGCUGACACAUCUGCAUCAGUAAUAUCUCCUGCCGAAGAAGAGCUAGAAAAAAUAUCAGACAAUAUUGAAAAACUACCAAGCAGCACACAAGAAAAUUCAGAAUCAAAUAAUCUGCAUGAUUUGAGUACAGAACAAGAGAGUUUUUUUGUUGAAGAAACUACAGUUGUUGAAGGAGUUGAGACUGAGACUAAAGUCGAUACAGUAGAAAAGAUAAUGGGAGGUCAGGAGUAUGAAGAACAAAUAACAGCCAUGAUACCACCAGCCGAGUCUGCAAGAACCAUAGAAAUUCCACAACUUGAAGAGAAACCAGCAAUAAGUUCAGCUACAAACAUAGUGCAAAUUACAAAUGAAGUGCUUAUUGAAGAGGCAGAAGAUGAAGUACCUCAAACAGAAAAUGCACCAUAUCAGGUAGCUAAUUUGCCAAAUACCGACAAUGAGACAAUUCCUGAUCAUAUGCAGAUCAAUGAACCAGUGGAGGACGAAUCAUUACAUUCAAUGAGCAAGGACGUUUUAGAAGACGAUUUGGGAAACAAAGCGGAUGGUACCACAAAUAUUGUCUUCUUUGAGGUAAAAUCAUCAACCACUCAAAUUUCAGAAUCGACCGAUAUUGAAUCCAAAGGAGAUACCUCAGAUUCCGAAAACCUCAUCAGCACAACACCAGAUGCUGCGCAAGAUGAAUCAAUCAAUACAAAAUUGGGCGAAGAUACUCUGGCGAUUGGUCAACCAACAGGCCUAGGCAAUUUUGGGCUUCACCUAAGUGAAGAGAAUUCCGGUCAAAGGAAAUCUGUUGAACCAGAAAACAUUAGUGCAAUAGAAGAACCUUAUUCCAAAAUCUCAGCAGACCCUGAAGCUUCUGAAAUUGAUGAAACGAAGCUUUUGGUAGAACAAACCUCUAAUACAGCUCUUCAAUUAAGAGAAAUUGAAUCUACUAGCGCAUCCCUUAUUGAUUCAGAAGUGACGCAAACAGAAGAUCCCACCGAUGAACCAAAGAUAUCUAUAGAAGAAGAUGAUAAAAUUCCAAUAGAGUCAAACAUGGAAGAGACCUUAGAAGAAACAAUGAUGGUCAGUGAGACGACAGAACUUGGCAGAGAAGUCAGCUCAACACACAAUCUGCUCGGAGAAGGCUCUAGCCUACAGUCAAAACUUAAUGACGAUGAAUAUAAACUUGAAAUCCAAAACAGUUCCUGUUUUGUUGGAAAAGAUGAAGAUUGGAAUAAUGAUCAGACUGAAAUUAUCCUGAAGACCGAUGAGGCGAAGGCUUUAUCUGAUACUGUAAUAUCACCUACACAAAUCAAUUCUGUAGUUCAGUCUGAGGAUCCAAUAGGUAAAGUUGAUUCACCUGUAACACUCGACGAAUCUGUGCACUCACCUUCACUUGAUAAACUAACAGAGCACCUGCACGAAAUGAAAAGUGACAUACUUGCCAAUUACCCUGAAAAUUUGGCUGAUGGAAUCAGUUAUCCACAAAUUGAAGAAGAAAAUCUGCAAGAUAAAGAGAGUGAAUUACACGUUGUGGAAGACAUUUCAGCUCAGUUAAUUGAAGAACACGAACAUGAGGAGGAAACGUCUGCGAUACGUGAUGGAAAUAAGGGUUCUGAAGUUUUCACUAAUAUUUCAGAGGAGUCUCUUGAAUUGAAGAAAUCACCUGAAAAUCAGCAAAAUAUGCAAGACAACUCAUCAACUUUACCACCUGAAACAGCCACAAUAACAUCAAAUGAUUUGAUGAAAACCAAAUCAGUGGAGGAUGAGGAACAGAUAUCUGUGCCUAUUAAAAAACUGGAAGAAUUAGGUGAUGAGAUUUUAAUUGGUGAAGUAUCGAUAGAAGGUGUAGAACCCUCGGAAGUUCCGAAAACUUUAGAGACAUUACCUGAAAGCCAUUCACCUUCUUCAUCAGUCGUUAGUCCUGAACCAAUAAAAUCAGCAGAGACUGACGAAUUUUCGGAAGUUACAGAGCAGCCUGUGUGCCUCCCAUAUGAUAUAGAUAAAAGCUGUUUUGUUGAAGAUGCAAAUCAAAUACCAAGUGUAUCACAAAGUGCUAAUUUUCCAGUCGAUGUCAUCAUAAGUUCAGCAAAUAUCAAACUCAAAGAUAAUAUAGAAGAUAUGAAUGUCACCAAUGUCACUGUUGAUCAGUUUGUCCAGGAGAAUCAGGUGGAGUUGAUAGAGACCAGCGAAAAUAUAAUCACUGGGGAUACUACGCCCAUAGAUCCAGAUAUCAAAGGUGUAGAUGAAGCAUGUCAGCUAGAAAUUGAUGAAAAUAUUCUUUUAGAUAAAGAUAUUAAAAUAGAUUUGCCGCUAAAACUCACUGAAGAAAAACUGAUUGAAUGCGCCGCAAACGUUGCGGGUGAUGUCAAAAUUGAUCUACCAGAUGAAGUAUUAUUCGAUACUGAUGAUGUGGAACAAACUGAUGUUCUAUGCAGUGUACCUGCGGACAAUGUUGAUACAUCGCAGCAAAGUUCUGAGAUUUCUGAACUUGAAUGUGCUGUUAAAUUUUUACAAGAAUCUGAAGAGCAAACUAUAGAUUCUCCUCUACUUCUUUCACCCAAAGUAACGGAAGAUAUCUUAGGAGACAGUUUGGAACAGAGCAAGCAGUGUCUUUUUUUAUCGGAAACAGAAGUUUGUCAAGAAACAUUGGAUUUGCCAGCAGAAUUAGAAGUGCUUGCUGCUGAUUCAAUAGCCAUAUCAGAAGCAGAAAUUAUUUCUGAAGCAGCUAAAUUAGAAAAUGAACGCAAGCUGAAAAUUGCCGAAGAACUAAACAAGACUCUAGAAACGAAUGUGAAUUUGAAUGUACCUCAGAAUAUUGCUACAGAAAAAAACUCUGAAAUGUUAAAAAGUCUUCUAACUGUAUCGCAGGUACCGAAUUGGCAAAAACAAUCGGAAGAAAAUAUCGCGUCUACCUCCGAAAAUUCUGCAAAACCCCAAAUCCCAACAUUGCUAGAAAAUGUUAUUAGAAAGUCAGAGAAAAUUCCAAAAAUCUCAAUUCUAGAAGAGAGAUUGAAAGAACCUCCCAAAAUUGAAAUACCUGCUCCUGACGUGUCUCCGAGAAUAUCAGAUAUGCCCAUAACUCCCAAAGCAAGUUUGUUGAUUCAAAGGGAUAAUAAGACUGAGGGUAAAAGCAUGUACCAGAAAAUGUUGGAAUCUCCGAAAGGUGCUGACAGAAAUGAGCCAAGAAUUAUGGAUACUCCCAAAAAGGACUCCGAUAAAAGUGAUUUUGAAAAUGUCGGCUCUCCAAGAAUAAUUCUGAAAAUCGCUAAAUCUGCAAUUGCAGAUUGCUCUGAGGCAAGAUCACCUAAAAGUCCGAAAAUACGCUCUGCAGCAAACUCGCCAAAUCCAGAGGAUAGUCCUGGUCAGAAAUUGGGUAAAAUUAAAUUAAAAUUAUCACGAGGUGGUCAUCCUUCAAUCAUUUCAAAUGAAAAUUUUGAAGAAACUACACGACACACAGAACCAAUGCUCUCGCCAUCUCAUAUUGGUAUGAAAAUCAAAUUGUCAAAAAGUGGAGAUGCCUCAAUUAUUCAAACAGAAAAAUGUGACACGGUCGAUGAUAUCAAAGAAAGUAAACAUAAGUUUGACGAAGUUCCAGGGAAAAGAAUUGAAUCGCCAUUAGGCAUGAAAAUCAAGUUGUCGAAAACUGGUGAUCCAUCUAUAGUACAACAUGAAUCUAAAGAUCCAGCAUUAAAACGUAAAAUUGAAGUUGGACAAGAAAUUCCGAAGAGAACAGAUUCUCCCAUCGGAAUGAAGAUCAAGUUAUCUAAAAGUGGCGACGCAUCUAUAAUUCAACCGGAUAAACAAGAAACGUUAGAAGAUACUGUGUUCAAGGAGAAAUUCGAUUUUACCUCCGAGAUACCUAAGCGAACAGAUUCCCCAAUCGGAAUGAAAUUUAAAUUAUCAAAGACUGGUGAUGCAUCUAUAAUAUCAUCGGAGAGCUUAGAUGAAUUCAAGGAGUCCUCAUCAAAGUCAAGGGACAAACCAAAUACUAAUCAAGAUGUUCCUAAGCGGACAGAUUCUCCCCUUGGAAUGAAGUUUAAAUUGUCCAAAUCUGGAGGUGCAUCAAUCAUACAACCGGAAAAAGGUGAAGUUUUUGAAGCAUAUAAAGACAAAUCAGAAAGUAUGGUAGAAAUAACAAAGCGAGUUGAAUCUCCCAUCGGAAUGAAAAUCAAAUUACUGAAAACUGGAGAUGCGUCCAUAAUACACCCUGAGAAACAAGAAGUGAUUGAUCAUAAAGACUUCGUUAUAACAAAACAUAGAGCAAAAUCAGAGACCAGGGAAAUUCAUAAACGUACUGACUCUCCUCUUGGAAUGAGAAUCAAAUUAUCAAAAACUAAUGAGGCUGCUCUGCUAUUUUCCGAUGAAUUGAAAGAAUCGUUAUCUACGAAUACCGAAGGUUUUGAAAUUAGCCAUGAAGUUCAAAAACGCAACGAAUCUCCUAUCGGCAUGAAAAUCAAAUUAUCAAAAUCUGGUGAUGCUUCUAUAAUACACCCAGAAAAACAAGAAACUUUUGAUGAAACUACAGAUCCUACCUCAUCAAGUAGGGGUCAUUUUACAAUCUCUCAAGAAGGACCUAAACUGUCGGAAGCUUCCCUUGGAAUGAAGAUCAAACUUUCUAAAAGCGGAGAUGCCUCAAUAAUACAUUCAGAAUUUUCUCCCGAAUCCAAAGAUGCACCACUAAAACGCACAGAAAAAUUACAAACUUUCCAAGAUACAUCCAAAAGAAUCGAAUCUCCUCUUGGUAUGAAGAUAAAAUUAUCAAAAUCAGGCGAUGCAUCAAUAAUAGAACCUGAUAAAAGAGAGAAAUCUGCAAUGAAACAGAAAGAAAAAUUAACGAACGUACCAGAAUCUUCACAAAAGCGUAAGGAAAUGGAAUUUCCGAUAGAAAUGAAAAUCAAAUUGUCAAAGACAGGACAUCCUACUAUCAUUGCCAAUGAAAAGCAGGAUUCCUUGGGAGAAAUACAUUCUAAAAAUAAAGAUCAUACCGAAAGUAUCCAAUCCACAUAUCACAAAGGUGGCGAAGCAGUGUCUCCGACCAAAGAUUCACAAUUCAGAAUGUUUAAAACUGGUCACCCUACUAUUAUGUCUAGUAGUCGAUCUGAAGUGACGAUUGAACCGAUUCAAUUGGUUGCACAAAAAUCGGAGAGUGCAGUAGAUAUUUCACCCAAAUGUAAAGAUGUUUCGAUUGUGCCAGUUGAUUUAAAAAAAUCUAAACUCGAAGCUAAGUUGUCACAGAUCUUACCCGAUGUCACGAUUCAACCGGUCUCGUCUGGAGAACAAAAACCAAUGAUGCUCGACAGCAAAUCAAGUACUAUAAGCCAGCAACAAAUGAGCGUAAUCAAUCAAGAAAUCAGCAUCACUCAAGUUUCGCCUCCAAAACCUAGCGAUCUAUCAAUGAGUGGGAAAUUGAAAGAGAUUUUACGAAAGAAUGUAACGAAUUCUCCCGGUACUUCUGACUGUGAGAUAAUCGAACAUCGACCAGAAUUGAUAAUUGUCAAUGAAAAUUCUAAUUCAAGUCAAGACAUUAUGAUAAUAGAAGAGGUCAAGGUACCGGUACCAGAAAUUAAAAUUCCUAGAAAACGUGGAAGACCAAAAAGAUCAUCUCUACCACCUGGACAUCCAACAAUACGACAAGUAGCGCCCCAAGAUCCAUUGGCCUUGGAUGGUAUGCAACAACCGGGAGUUGGAAAGCCCAGAGAAAGCGACAGGCCAAAAAGGACUUGCAGAAACCAAAAAAGUUAUGCUCCACCAAAAAGGGGUCGUGGCAGAGGAAGGGGUAAACGAAAAAUGGACAGAAUUGAUAGCUCCAUUGAAAAAAUGCCACGUCUAGAGGAUCCACUUACUGCUAUUGAAAGGUCUACCAUGAGCUUGAUAGCUCCACUUCAACCCAAAACGUCGGGACAAUCAUCGGAACUAUAUAAAGCUUUGCAACAAAGUCCUACUGAUCGAAAGAGAUUGAUGUUAGAAACUAUGGACCAGCACGGGUUUCCUGAUACCUACAAAAAACUGAGACCCGAAUUUGAUGUGGACAAGCGAUCAACUUCAGAAUUAGCUACCGGAUCCAAGUUUACAGCACCACCCAUCUCUGAAUCAAAUGUAGCGUCAUUGAAUCCAAAAGCUGUGAUGCUGUCUGAAAUGUUACAACUUUCCGAGCCCUUAUCAACACAACAAAAUACAGGUGAAUCCAUUGAAGAACCAAAACCUCAGAAUCAAGGCAAUAAAGGGAUGAUUUCGGACGUGCCAAGUACUGAGCAUCAAAACUGGAUAACACCGUCUAUAAAACUUCCUGAAACAACUAGCAAGAGUGAAUCAAUGUUGUUGGUACAAGUGAUGGACGAAGAAACUCGAAUGAGCGCAGAGUCCAAUUCACGGUCCCAAACCCCAGCCCGCAAUAUGUCCAUACCUGUUGUAGAAACCGUAAUAAAUGAGGAAUCUCAAGGUAGUGUGUUGAGUACUGCUACUACAGAAUCUGAAAAGGUCAAAGUGAAGAAUCGGAGAAUGGAAAUUAACUUUGAUCCUGACGAAGGCCCAUUUACUGUCGACAAAAUUGCUGAGUAUGAAUGGCCACCUGAUAAAAAAGGAGACACUUUUAUGAUACAAGAACAAAUUUCACAGUAUUUAGGAGUAAAGUCUUUCAAAAGAAAGUACCCUGAUUUAAAGCGCAGAAUGGUGGAAAUGGAAGAAAGAAACUAUCUUAGAGAAAAUGGCCUAGUUAGCGAGGCUAUGUGUGAUAUGGGAUUGACAGCAAUUUGCAGUACAGAAGUGCUAGAUGUCAUGUGUAGUGAUUUUCCAGAUCAAUAUGAGGAAUAUCGUAAACAUAUGCGUGAAAAGCAAGCCAAAGAGCAUUCAAAAAAACAAAAAGAACUAACAGCUGCAGCAAAUGCCGAAAGAAAUCGUAUAGAUCUUGCAGAAAUGGCUGUACAAUCUGCAUUGUCUUGGAACGUGAACUUCAACAAAGCACGGAAAGAAUCAAGAAAGUAUAGUUUGGAUUUACAAAGUUUUACAAUUCACGUACCAAAAAAACAACAGAAAGUUGACGCGGAUCGCAAGGCUAGUAACUACCCUGUUGCAUUGAUACCCGGACAGUACACUGAUUAUUAUAGAGAAUAUACACCUGCUGAAUUGAGGUACUAUCCACUAAAUACUGUUCUAUACGGUCCUAUGCGACCCAAUGAACGUAAAUUUGAUAGUCAAUCCGAGGCAUCUCAAAGUGACAGCGAUAGCGAUUCAUCAUCUGAUGAUUCUAGUUCAUCAUCUAGCGAAGGGACGCAAGAUACCGAAGAGUCGCAAUCUACAGUAGAUGAAGUUGAAAUGGAAAUAGCAGCCCACAAGGAAGAGAACAAAAAUUUAAAAUGUAAAAUGUGUUUAAAACACUUGAACAAACAUGGAAAGUCCGAAGUACUAAUACAGUGUGGCACUUGUAACGGAAAUGUCCACCCAUCGUGUAUAGACUUAACGCUAGACAUGGUACCUCAUAUUCAAGGGUAUUCCUGGCAGUGCACAGACUGCAAAACAUGCGUUCAGUGUCACAAUCCUGCAGACGAAGAUAAAAUGCUAUUUUGUGACAUGUGCGAUAGAGGGUAUCAUAUCUAUUGCGUUGGACUAAGAAGAGUCCCCCAAGGACGAUGGCAUUGUCGAGAAUGUGCAGUUUGUGCCAGCUGUGGAUUGCGACAACCAGGAGGAGCAAAUUCGGAUAGAAACAGCGUUGCACAAUGGCAACAUGAAUACAAAAAAGGCGAAAGGAACACACGUGUAUAUGUUUCUACAUUAUGUGUUCCAUGUUCCAAGCUAUGGCGAAAAGGCCGUUACUGCCCACACUGUAGCCGCUGUCACAGCGCCCAACGUCUCGACCUGGAAGCAAAUCUAAUCCAUUGCGGCGCAUGUGACAAAUAUCUACACUUAGGCUGCGUGGAGAUUAGAAGCGGCACAUUAAACAGAAAAAAUUAUAUCUGUGAAUGCUGCAGUACACCUAAUCAACAACCAUCAAGGUCCUUUAUUUCGAAGACUUACAAGACAUAAAUUGAAGUUGUACCGAAAUAUGUUACGAUAAUAUUAGGUAUGUAAGAAAGACUGUUAACUUGUAAUUCAAUCAUUUUGUUAAGAUAUGAAAAUAACGUUCUGUAAUGACCAUUCCUAUAUCAGUGAAUUUUUCGUGCACUAAUGAUAUCCAACAACUUCUGAACAGAUAUUUUCCUUUAAAUUGUACCUUUGUUAUUGUACAGAAUACAUGAAAAAAAGUGUACAUAGAUUUUGAUAUUGUAUGAAAUUACAGUGGUGGGCUGCAAAAUGAGAAAAUUAGUUCUUAAGUCGUAAUACUUAUGCUGCUUGUAUCUUAUAUUUUAUAAUACUGACAAGAGUUGUGUUCAUGAUACAAUAUAUCAACAGUAGACUAAACUGCCAUUCCUCCAUGAAUACACAACCAUGAAACAUUUGUCAUUAUGACAGUAAAUUAUAUUAUUUUAUCAUGUUUUAUACAAAACACUAACACUCUUACGUUCGAAUUAUCUGUGAUGGAAUAUCCGUCAACAAUUUGUAUUUUUGACUCUGCAUCACAUGGUUUGAUGUAAUGAUUCCAUAGCUUCGUAUGUACUGGAAGAAUAAGUGCUUGCGGAUUCAUAUCUUACCUCACAUGUUUGUAUGAUGAAAGAUACUAUGGCUUUCCAAUUUGUCACACCUAUUCGUCUAUCUGAUUAAAAAUGUAAUAAACGAAUUCAAAUGAGA
Molecule: messenger RNA, 11071 nt
Organism: Athalia rosae (coleseed sawfly)
Lineage: Eukaryota; Metazoa; Arthropoda; Insecta; Hymenoptera; Athaliidae
Gene: e(y)3
Exons: 10
Coding region: 230-10369 (3379 amino acids)
Source: RefSeq, a predicted model, not a curated record